This is a messenger RNA of Nasonia vitripennis (jewel wasp), 1815 nucleotides long. RefSeq names its product cytochrome P450 4C1. The coding region runs from base 231 to 1757 and encodes 508 amino acids. The transcript is spliced from 11 exons. Gene Ontology annotation, molecular function: heme binding; monooxygenase activity; iron ion binding. The record is from RefSeq and is a predicted model, not a curated record. Lineage: Eukaryota; Metazoa; Arthropoda; Insecta; Hymenoptera; Pteromalidae.
AGGCACUUAGCAACUAGUUCGAAGAAAAAUUAUUAUCGGAUUUGAGAACAAAUGCUAGUACAGUUUGCAUUAGAUCGCACGCACGUGAACAUCUUUCGCAUUCUAUCAUUCUAAUGUGUUAUUAUUAUUCAAUAUUAUUAAAUUAUUAUCAAUAUUAUAUAACAAAUAUAGCAAAAGCUUAGUUCAGUUUAUUAAAAGUCACAGUGAAUUGUAUAUAUUAUAUUAUAAUCAUGAUAUUCUAUUUAUCCUCUUUGCUUUUGGUUUUAUGUAUCUUUCAUAUAAUUACUCGAUAUAAUCGAAGAGGAAGAUUGUUAAGUAAAAUACCAGGCCCAACAGCUUAUCCCAUAGUAGGUAAUCUGUUGAUGUUUAACAUGAGUAGCAUGCAUGAUUUUUGGCAAUUAGGUAGAUUAACUAUGAAAAAGUAUUAUCCAAUUACAAGAUUUUGGGGCCUUCAUAGUGCGUUAAUCUCCGUUGGUCAUCCUGAAGAUUUAGAGAUUUUACUGAGCAGCCAAAAAGUCAUUGAAAAAGGUUAUGUGUAUUGGUAUCUGCAACCUUGGUUGCGAACUGGAUUAUUGACAAGCACAGAUGACAAAUGGCGCCAAAGGCGAAAAAUUUUAACACCAGCAUUUCAUUUUAGUAUUCUGCAAAAAUACUUUGAUAUCACGAGUGAACAAGGAGAAAGAUUUAUCGAAGAUUUGAAAGCAGAAGGCGACGAAACCAUCAAGAGUUUAAUGCCGUUAUGUUCAAACUAUACUUUAAAUAUUAUCUGCGAAUCAAUACUAGGUGUUGUAUUGAAUAAAAUGAAUGAUCAAGAAGUAAAAAAAUAUAAGCAAGCUAUUCUUGAUGUAGGGUCUGUAGUGCUGUACAGAACCGUGCGACCAUUCAUAGCAAAUUGGAUGUUGCCUUUCGUGUGGAAAAUUGGGCAUAUGCAAAGAAACGCGUUGAAAAUUUUGCAUGAUUUUACUGACAAGGUUUUAAAAGAAAGAAGAAAAUACCAUGAAAGCACUGGAUACAGAUACUUGAAUGACGAGUACACUGGCGAAGUAAAAUAUGAUUUGGGCAUAGGUCGUAAAAGAAGAUUAGCUAUGCUAGAUCUUCUACUUGCAGCUGAGAAAAAUGGUUUAAUUCAAGAAGAUGGAAUAAAAGAGGAAGUUGAUACUUUUACUUUUGAGGGUCAUGAUACGUCAUCCAUGGCAAUGACGUUUACACUAAUGUUACUUGCCGAGAAUAAAGAAGCACAGGAUCUAGCUAGAGUGGAAGUAAUUCGUGUAUUAGACAAAAGUGGAGGUAAAAUUGGAGUAACGGAGAUUCAAGAAUUACAUUAUCUCGAAAGGUGUCUGAAAGAAUCGUUUCGCCUUUACCCACCUGUAGCAACCUUGAUGAGAUAUGUUUCAGAGGAACUUGAAUUAAAGAAUGCAACUGUACCGGCAGAUUCACAUGUUAUGAUUCAUUUUUGGGACACUCAUAGGGAUGUCAAUUUCUGGCCAGAACCCGACAAAUUUGAUCCUGACAGAUUUCUACCAGAAAAUGCAAAAAAUCGACAUCCUUAUGCUUAUGUACCCUUUAGUGCAGGACCUCGCAAUUGUAUCGGUCAAAAAUUUGCAAUAAUGGAGCUCAAGUCAUUAAUUGCUCGCAUUUUGUAUGAUUUUUACUUAGAACCAGUUGAUCGAACAACUGAUAUGAGAUUGAUUGCAGACAUUAUAUUGCGACCAUUAGAUCCAGUUCAUUUGAAGUUUAUCAAAAUAAAUAAAUGUUAAUAUUUACUGUAAUUUUAUACCUGACAUAUAUCAGAUUAAAGUUUAAUGCUCAACACAA